AUGGAACGACUCGACCGUGUUGUCUUGUGGCAUAUUGCAAGUUUCCUCGGUCCUGCAGAUAUUGCGCAUUUCCGAGGAACUUGUCGGAGGUUGUACUCAUUGCUGCCCCAGGUUACUGUGACUAAAGAUCUGUGGGAAGGAAACGACUUUCAUAUCACACACUGGUGUCCUGAAAAGUACUUCGACGGACCAAUACUCGUGGGUAAUUUGCUUAAGCUAGAAUUGUCGGUUGUGUGGAAGGACCAAGGCUGGGGGAACAAAAAAGGAGAGCUGUUCGCCUAUUUGAUGAGACCAAGUCGCACAGGAGAACCAGUUAAGAUUGCCGAACACAGAAGAUUGUUUGGCAUCGCAGACCAUUGCGAAACGAAACCAAAUACAGAGAUCGGUAGAGAGUCCGCUAUUGUGGCCAAGUCGAAGAAAGGGGAUUUUUGCAGAUUUAUGAGAAUCGCUGGCGGUGGAGGAGGACAUGAACUGUUCGUAAAUAAAUUUCAGGUCAAGGCUACAAUAUGUGAAGUGGAGUGUUAAACUUAGUUUAUUUGAAAAGUUUGAUCAAUUCAAAACGAGUGAACAUAUAACUGGUAUUCAUCGCUUUAAAGACAACUCACAUGAGAGGAGCGGUAUUUGAAAAAUAUUUUUUAGUUGUCAAUGUGAUUUUCAAAGGGUAUCCGAUUCAAACUCAGAGACUCAGAAAGGGAAAAAAUCCCAGGGAUUAAGAAUAUUCUCUAGUCAUGACCACUGCCUUCUUUCAAGACCAACUGAGUUCCUGAAUUGAAUAAUACGACCAAGUUAGCCUUAAGCUAGCCAAACCUGAAUUUAGAACCAAAAUUUUAAAAAAAACAAUGAGAUAAAAAGUAAAAUGCGUAUGUAAAAACUGAAACAAAAUGGACGUUUUAACCGAGGAGCAAUGAUUAUUAUUAUGAAUUAUCUAAAACGGGCUGCCAAACCGAAAUUGAUUUUCAAAAGCCCCCUCUGAAUCGGGGUUGAUAUCAACCGGAGACUUGUUGAAUUUUUUUUUCGCCUGUAAAUCAAUAAUUAAUGUAAUUUAAAUCAAACCAUACUUGUCAAAUUUGAGGUAUUUUUCUCUUGAGUUUUAACACAGUUUUAAAAAAUCAAUAACAGGACUUUUAUUCAUCCGGCCUGUAAUCAAACUUCUCACUGAAAAUUUAGACUCUGAUAACUGUAAUGAUGAUGAUAACGUUAACAGACUGUUACCGUAAUUUCCGGCCGUUUACCUGCACGGCCGAUUACCCGCACCGGCCGAUUAUUGCGUGCGGCGAAAAAGAAAGUCAACAGAUUACCCGCACUGGUGGAUAACCCGCACGUUAUAUUAUUCAACUUUUUGAUGGCGAAGACGUGACAUUAAGGUGCUACAUUUCAGUCUUUUAAUAGUUGUCUGAUCUAACUUUCGAAAACUUGAAAGCUUCUUUGUCGAGUUUAAAGGUCAAAGAAAUUCAGACGCGUGCACAAUUCUGUGUCAAUAUUAGCAUGUACUUUAUUAAUAAAAUUAUACAGUUAAAACACUAGCGGCUCAUGCCCAAAUCUCAACGUUUCAUACUUGACAGAAUGCGAAUUUGUGGCCCCAUUUUGUGCGAGCGAUCGUUCAGCGCCAUGUUGAUUCGUUGAAAGAAAGCUGGGUGAAUGUUAAAACUUGAGUUAUUAAGUACUGUCGGCGAUUUCUGAAAGAAAUAGAUAUCUCCGGUUCUAUUGGGCCUAACAAGUCCCUUAAACGGGAAAAUUCUCUUUAGCUCAAGCUAGUGUUAAAUGGAAAUUUGUUGUUGAUGCUCCGGAUAUCUUUGGAUUAUUUUUGUCACCAUCAAGGUUUUGUUUUCACGCGUGCCGACAGCAGUUUGUUCGUCACGCAACUAAUUAUGCGUGAAAUAAACUCGAGUCGGCAUCAUGUUUUCGUGCCGCUUUGUGGCACUCUUAAUACAGUAAAAUUCAUUUGAGGGGUGGAAACGCAUAAAGGUGAGAAUUUUUUUUCAAUUCAACUACCAGUAGAUUUUAAAAUUGUCACAUUACCCGCAAUUCCCUGUUACCCGCAGUGGCGCGCAUUUGACGCAAAAUCAACAGAUUACCCGCGGGUAAACGGCCGGAAAUUACUGUAAGCGUAGAAAACAAAUUAUGUCCCGACCUCACCUCCCCGCGGGGUACAACCCAUAGGUUCUGUGGCGUGACCAUGUCGCGUGACGGAUUUGAUUAAAAGAACUAUAUUUUAGUAACAUUAACAUUUCUUGGCCAAAAUAACCAAAACAAAGCUUGUUUCCUUUGGUGGUAUAAAAAACUGUUCUAUUUCAUGUUCGUUGCUAUAUUUCAUUAUGAUUUUUUAUCGAAAUACAAGCUUAAGUUUUGAGUGAUAAUUAUCAUUCACAUCCGUUUUAAGUUUCGCUUUCGUUUCUGGAAGUCAGCAGCUUCUAGAACUUACGACAAGGCGGAAGGAUUGACAGUGAAACCGUGGAGAAGGCCGAGUAACGUAGCUGUUUAAAACUACAGUCGGUUAAAGACAUCGUUUGUUCACACAGGACAUGCAGUAGGAUGCAUUCAAUGCUGCCUGAAGUUGUUGUGACCGAGUAUCAGUGGAAAGGAGAGAAUUUUCACAUCUUUGGUCCAAGAGGUGGUCACUGGGCUCCUGAACAUUAUUUUGACGGACCAGUACUCCCGGGUAACGCGAUCAAACUAGAAUCGUCUGUGCUAUGGGAAGAUCAAGGUUUUGGGAACAGGAAAGGAGAAUUGUUCGUCCAUUCAAUGCGACCAAGUCGUACAGGAAAACCCCUCCAGAUAGCAGAACACCGACAGUUGUUUGGUAUCGCAGAGCACUACGAAAAGACGGCACAUAAAGUUCUUGGAAGAGAAGAUCCCAUCAUAGCUAAGUCAAGAAAAGGGGAUUUCUAUAGAUUUAUGAGGAAUGCUGGUGGCGGGGGAGGCCAUCAACUGAAAGUGAAAAACUUCAGAAUCAAGGCUACACUUUUCGAAGUCAAGAGUUGAAAUGAUUGAGUUUCACUAAAUAAACUGGUGGGCCUUUUGCUUAAAAAUAUGACUCACAUAUCGAAGAAUUUGUACUUCAUGAGACAAACUUUCCUGAUUAGUCCUGAUUACAGUAAUUUUUUUUAUUAUAACCUCUAAACUUUCAUGAUUUGGAUUUUCAUGAGUGAAGCAUUUAUUGGGUAUUUGUCUCUAGAGUUUCAUCUCAUCUUUAUUUAUGUUAUGUUCUAUCUCAAAGACAGGAAAAAUUGAAAGAACAGCAAAUUAUGGUGCAUGGAGCUGUGACAAUAGAAAGCAACAACAAAAUAAAAAGUUAUACUUUAGCACUGUGAGUUGGCUGAAUCAUGUUUUGAUUUUGGUCUGGCAUAAAUGAGGAUCGCAAUGAACUGAACCAUGAACCAUGAACAAUGUACCGGGCCAAGUUUAGGAGUCAAAUGAAACAUUGAAGACAGUGGGGAUGGUGAGUACUCUCACCACUGCCCCAGACACAUUUAAGGUGGCCUCAUGUUGAGGCUGAGUGGCUCUGUGGGCCCUUAAUUGUCAUUGCCAUUUCCCUUCAUUGCUCAUAGCAGUCACUUCAGUAGUACUAGGGAAAGUAGAAGCACUUCCUUCUCCCCAAGAGUUGGUCAGUCUAAUUAAAUAAGGGGUGUAAGUUUCCAAAGAAACUGUAGUGCUGCAUCAGUGGGGUGUAUAACUAGAUACUUUGGUUUUUAGAGUUUCUAAAGGUGACUUUUCAGGUAUUUUCUCCUAAUUAACCUAUCAAUAUCAUGGCACCCCUCCAAGAAGAAUGGUACUGUGACAUUAAGAAGUUUUCUACAAAAUACACAACACAAACAAGUGACAGAGCCUACUCAAACCCACAUCAAUCAAUCUGGGGUCUGAGGUGUUAGACAUCAAGCUAGCUGGUAAUUCUUACGAAGAUUGCCAGAGUAUGCAAUUGAGUGUAGCUGUAACGUAGUUUAAUUGUAAAUAAACACUCUUCUUUGUUAGCAGAAAUAUAUUUGCACUGCCAUAACAUAUGAAAAUAAACUCUGUUAAAACUCGGAAAGCUGUGAAUACUUUCACUUGAUUCUGACAGAUGGAUCGUAGAUUACCAGCUAUACUCUCCCACCGACGCAGCACCACAGUUUCUUUAGAAACUUACCCCCUUUAUAAAUUGUUUUUAAACAGGCAUCGGAACACAAUUUGCAGCAAAAGGAAGUAUCUUUUGUUUCUUUCUUGUUCAUACACCAAGACUUUUAACAAGCAAUUUAGGCUGCCUGUGAUACACUGUGCAUCCUGAAUGCGCAUUUUUUCACGCGAAGUUUCAGUUUCGUACCCCGUGGUCACGUUCUCCUGGGGAGGGGGUGGUGUGACCUCUGAGAACGAGAUGGACGUCAUAUGCGCUAGCGGCUUCAGCAUCAUAAAAUACCUUCAUUCCUGGAAUACAGAGACACACUGACGAAUUGUAGUUAGUCUCCAUUAUACGCGGACAGAGAGCUAUUCACCCAUUUUUGGGAACGGGGGAACUCAUUUACUGUGGGGGGUAGGAAAUGCCCUUUAGUUUUUAUUUGCGAAUAUAAAGCACCUUUCUAAAAUGUGAAAAUUUGAAAUUCUGGUUGUCUGAGGUUUCUUAACUCAAAAUUUACAUACAAAUAAUUUUGCUCUCGCGUGCUAUGAUUUUCAUUCCUUCAUUUUUUUAUCCAACUGGUCUUUUUGUUUGUUUUCUUAUUUCCUUUUUUUUUUGUGCCUUUUACUUUUUUGUAUGAAAAGUUGAUCGUGACUGACUCUUAAAAUAGAAGUGGCAUGUGACGUCUCCUUUGAAUUUUGGAAACUGUUUCUUUUUAUAAAUCAGGUGAUAAAUUUGGAAACAACGUUACUGUUGCAAAACAGUUGUCGGUUAACAUUGCUUGCUUGCGUUUGUUUUUCCAUGGAACGACUCGACCGUGUUUUCUUGUGGCAUAUUGCAAGUUUCCUCGAUCCUGCAGAUAUUGCGCAUUUCCGAGGAACUUGUCGGAGGUUGUACUCAUUGCUGCCCAAGGUUACUGUGACUAAAGAUCUGUGGGAAGGAAAUGACUUUCAUAUCCACGGUUCACGUGAAGGCCACUGGUGUCCUGAAAAGUACUUCGACGGACCAAUACUCGCAGGUAAUUUGCUGAAGCUAGAACUUUCGGUUGUGUGGAAGGACCAAGGCUGGGGGAUCAAAAAAGGAGAGCUGUUCGCCUAUUUGAUGAGACCAAGUCGUACAGGAGAACCAGUUAAGAUCGCCGAACACAGAAGAUUGUUUGGCAUCGCAGACCAUUGCCAAAUGAAACCGAAUGCAGAGAUCGGUAGAGAGUACGCUAUUGUGGCCAAGUCGAAGAAAGGGGAUUUUUGCAGAUUUAUGAGAAACGCUGGCGGUGGAGGAGGACAUGAACUGUUCGUAGAGAAAUUUCAGGUCAAGGCUACAAUAUGUGAAGUGGAGUGUUAA
This is a messenger RNA of Pocillopora meandrina, 5428 nucleotides long. The record is from the annotation of a GenBank genome assembly. NCBI's taxonomy places the organism in Eukaryota, Metazoa, Cnidaria, Anthozoa, Scleractinia, Pocilloporidae.